Messenger RNA from Branchiostoma floridae (Florida lancelet), 1852 nucleotides. RefSeq names its product CUE domain-containing protein 2-B-like. The coding region runs from base 256 to 1104 and encodes 282 amino acids. The transcript has 8 exons. Lineage: Eukaryota; Metazoa; Chordata; Leptocardii; Amphioxiformes; Branchiostomatidae. The record is from RefSeq and is a predicted model, not a curated record.
CUGCCUGAGAUAGAUCGGCGGUUGUACCGAGCACUAUUUGGAAACCAGGCGUGCCCCGCCCACCGUGACCCAGGAAGUACUUCUUGAACCCGGAAGUGUAUGUUUGUACUAUUUGUGCAGAGAUUCUGGCGGGGAGUUUGAUGCAAACAUCGCGCUAGAAACGCUUCAAAACACCCGGUUAGGUUCACAGUUUCUCCCAGAGUGGAGGAGACAACCCCUGCAGUGUGCUCAAAGCUGUAAACCUUUAUAAAGAAGAUGUCAGGCCAGGACCUGGUGAGGCAGGAGCUCACCAACUUCAUGCAGACACAUCUGGGGGGAGGCAGUCUGGACUGUGUAGAUGAGAUUGUGCUGCAGUACAUGACUGGAGUGCUAGAGGACCUCGGGACACCAGACUCCUCAGAGGAUAGCUUUGAUGUGGACCAGUUUGUAGAGAUGAUGGAGGCCUACCAACCAGGGUUUGGGCAAAUCGACAGUGUCCAAGUGUGCGAGUGGAUGUUCAACUUGGCUGGAAAGCUGGCACAGGCAAGGGAAAAGGGUUCAACAAAGCCUUUGAAAACAAAACUGUCAACAAAAAGACCAGAGGCGGCCCAGGAUAACACAAGGCUAGAGAAGGAAAGAAGCCAGGACAAGCCAGAAGAAGCAGAGGAGGAAGACAGAGAGAGUCUAGAUGAGUUUGAGGAUCAGGUGCGACUCCUGUGUGAGAUGUUCCCCUCCUGUGCUAGUCUGGAGGCUAAACACUGCCUGGUGGUCGCUAACGGUGACAUGGAGCAUGCUGUACAACUGGUGAUGGAGAGACAACAGUCCGGGGAGUGUAUGCAGGCGUACCAACCAGGGAAAAAGAGACAGGCUCUCAGAAGCCAAGACGAAGGACACCUAAAGAAGGACAUUAUUGCUAAAUACUCAUAUGUAGAUGUUGAUGAUGAUAUGAGAGAACAUCGACCGAUAGCACCAAAAUCGGAACCCAAAAAGCUUGUACGCUACCUAAACAGCGAGGUAGUGAGUAAGAAGGGGGAACGCUACACCGAGGUCAAGUCUGCCGAGACCGAGGACAUGAAGAAGACUUACGUCAACCUGAAACCUGCGAGAAAGUACCGCUUUCACUGAUAUGGGUUACUUCAGAUGGUGUUCUGAUAGUUAGUAACAAUCUAUGGAAAGUUGGUGAAAGGAAACCAGGAUAAUAUGCUUCAGGGUUGUAGCCAGCCUGAAGUCAUUUUUCGUCUCCCCAACUGUGAAUCCCAUCUCGAAGGUGCGACAAUCCUAGGAGGUCCAGGGGCAUGCUUCUCCAGAAAAUUUUGGAAUCUAGACCCUCUAAAAUGCUAUUUCCUGCAUUUUGAGGUGUAAAUUUUGCUGGUAGACUAAGCUGUUCAACGGCAUCUGUUUUGGUAAAAAAAUUACACAAAGGAGACCGUUUUUUUAUAUGUUUACAUUAUCAAUUUUUGUCUGUCACAGAGCAAUUGGAAUGGGCAAAUUUUUUUUUCAUCCCCAGCUGCAAAAUUCUGUCAAAGGACUGAAGGACAGGCACUGGCUACAACCCUGCUGUGCUUGUUUUGACCUGAAGCAAAAACAAGUCAAUAUGCAACUCAUGCGGACUUAUAUAUAUAUAUAUGAUGUUUGACCACUCCCCAAGGUAAAGUCUUGGGGAGUGGUCAAAAGAAUUCCUUGAAUAGCUGAACAGCUCAAUGUUCAAAGAUAGGGUAACAAAUAAAACAGUAUUACUAUUACUUAUGCGUGGAUGAAGGUUAGAAAUCCAUGUAACAAAAUACACCAAAUAGCAGCAACUGGAUAUGAUUUUGGAAAACUGUCAGGAUUUUCAAGUAUUCUGAAAGUCAUGUCCAGUUGCUUGAAUAACUGG